This is a messenger RNA of Scaptodrosophila lebanonensis, 2510 nucleotides long. RefSeq names its product prolyl 4-hydroxylase subunit alpha-1 (gene PH4alphaEFB). Bases 477 to 2123 code for a protein of 548 amino acids. Gene Ontology annotation, biological process: peptidyl-proline hydroxylation to 4-hydroxy-L-proline. The record is from RefSeq and is a predicted model, not a curated record. Gene Ontology annotation, cellular component: endoplasmic reticulum. Gene Ontology annotation, molecular function: iron ion binding; protein binding; L-ascorbic acid binding. Lineage: Eukaryota; Metazoa; Arthropoda; Insecta; Diptera; Drosophilidae. The transcript is spliced from 11 exons.
CGGACGCAGUGAACACAAAUCCCAAUCAGCAGGGCAACCGCUUUCCGACGCCGCCUAUGCCUUGCGCAAAAACAAAAAGAAGAAAGAACAACAAAUCACAGACUAAAUAACUGUAACGUUUGCAAUUUUUUCUCGGGUGUUAUUGUUCUCGAUUCCCUACACAAGCGUUGCAUCCUACACUAGAGUUGCCAACGGUAAAUAAAUUAAAGAGUGCGGGUGUGCCUGGGCUGCCCUGACAACAAAUGAGCUGGAAAAACGCCAGCGACGUGCCUUCGCAUUGUCCGUGUUUGGAAGAGUGAGUGAAAGAGCGAGUGUAAGAGUGCGUGGGUGCGAGUGAAAGAAAUCAUAAACUGUAAACAAAAUACGCAGUUGCAGUAACAACAAUAUCCAGAACUGCCUGCAUUUGUUUAUCUAAGAACAAUCGACAGGCCAACAUUUCAAAGGAAUCUCAGCCUAAUCUCUCACAAAGCCAAAGGAUGUCUGCCUCAGCUGUUUUGGGUCUGCUGUUGGUGCUUGGAGCGCUCUGCCUGUGCCGUGCCGAGCUGUACACGGCCCUGGCCGAGAUGGAGGAACUACUUGAGACUGAAUCCGUAUUAAUAAGCAAUCUAGAGGGCUAUAUUCGUGUGCAGGAAGAUAAGCUGGCCUAUUUAAAAAACAAAAUGGAUGAAUACCAAAGAGAGCAUGCCGAUGCGGCCAGCGACAUCACCGCCUACGUAUCCAAUCCCAUUAAUGCCUACUUGCUGACCAAACGACUGACCACCGAUUGGCGGCAGGUGGAGAAUCUCAUGGAGCACGAUGUGGGCACAGACUUUUUGCAGAACCUGACGCAAUACCGGAACGUGUUGAAGUUUCCCUCCGACGAGGAUUUAAAUGGCGCGGCUGUGGCGCUCUUGCGCCUGCAGGACACUUACCAGCUCGAAACAGCGAGUGUGGCACGCGGACAGCUCAAUGGUAUCCAGUACAGCACGGCCAUGUCCUCGGACGACUGCUUUGAACUGGGCCGACAAUCGUAUGUGAAUCGAGACUAUUACCAUACCGUUCUUUGGAUGAACGAGGCCAUGGAACGCAUGUUGGAGGAGGCACACAAUCAGACACAGAGCUUCACUCGGGCCGAGGUGCUCGAGUAUUUGGCCUUCUCCACCUACAAACAGGGAAAUGUGGAAAGCGCGUUGACCAUGACAAACGAGCUGCUCCAGCUGCUGCCCAAUCAUGAGCGUGCGAAUGGCAAUAAGAAGUUCUACGAGAAGGAAAUCGCGCAUAUGCAGGAGCUGAAGAAAAUGAAAGGUGACGAUGGCACCGACGAAAUACCCGUGUCCGAUUUGCCGGUGAAUAAAAGAGAUCCUGCCGUCUUCGAUAUGACGGAGCGCAAGGCAUACGAAAUGCUUUGUAGGGGAGAGUUGAAACCCAAGCCUGCAGAUUUGCGACCACUACGCUGUCGCUACGUUAACAACAAUGUGCCAUUCCUUCGCUUGGGGCCUCUAAAGCUGGAAGAGGCGUAUAUGGAUCCCUAUAUUGUGAUCUAUCACGAUGCCAUGUACGACAGUGAGAUCGAGGUGAUCAAACGCAUGGCUCGUCCGCGUUUCCGACGCGCCACCGUGCAGAAUUCUGUGACUGGGGAACUGGAAACGGCCAAUUAUCGGAUCAGUAAGUCGGCGUGGCUAAAGACUGAGGAGCAUCGUGUCAUUGGCACUGUGGUGCAGCGCACGGCCGAUAUGACGGGUCUCGACAUGGACUCGGCCGAAGAGCUGCAGGUGGUUAACUAUGGCAUUGGUGGGCACUACGAGCCGCACUUUGAUUUUGCGAGGCGUGAGGAAAAGCGUGCCUUUGAAGGUCUAAAUCUGGGCAAUCGCAUUGCCACAAUGCUAUUCUAUAUGAGCGAUGUAGAGCAGGGCGGUGCGACUGUAUUUACCUCGUUACGGGCAGCACUUGUGCCAAAAAAGGGCACGGCAGCUUUCUGGAUGAACCUGCAUCGCUCGGGUGAGGGCGAUUUGCGAACACGACAUGCGGCAUGUCCCGUACUCACUGGCAGCAAGUGGGUUUCGAACAAGUGGAUACACGAGCGUGGCCAGGAAUUCAGAAGGCCCUGCGGCCUGCAAGCAGAUCAUGGCGAUUUUGCCAUCUAAGUAGUGCAAUCGAACAAAGAAUUUAAUUGAAUCUUUGACUAAUUUUAAGAAAAUAUGGAAAUUAUUUGAUUAAACUACCCUAAGCUUUUCAUUUAGAUGCGAGCGCUGUAAAUCAUGCUCCACAUAGCUGCCAGCUGCCUUAUGUGCUUACUUACUCAUACAUAUACAGAACUAUGUACUUUAGUUGUGCCUCCUCCAAGCAAUCCAUUGUAUAUAAAGCACCAGAAGCUGGCGCGCACAUGCAAUUAUUUCAAUUUCUCUCCUCUUCAUUCAUUUUAAUUAAGGACUAUUAUUUUCGCCUACUGAAUUUAUCUACUUUUGUAUAUUUGUAGCUUAAAAUAGUAGAAAAGAAAUAUGACAUGGAAAAUAAAUUAAAAUUCAAAAAUA